CUCAUGUGACAAGUUCCAAUUUCUUUAUAAAGUCACUUUAACUGAAGUCUCUUUGCUGCCUUUGAAAUCUUUGGAGAGAGCCCACCAUCAAGCAUUCUUAGUAUGGGAGCACCUGCUGGUUCUAUCAUGGGAAAAAAGAGGUUAAAAGGUAAAAAUGAUCCAAGGAUGGGAAAGCAAUACACAGGAGUUGUCUUUUAACUAUCUCUGAAGGUUGUGGAUAGACCAGUUAAGAGGAGCUCAUGUAUUCAAAAAUUAUGAAGACAAACUGAUUUUUCAAAGAAUGAAAUGGCUGGUGUGGGCGCUCCUGCUGUGCUCCUCUGUGAUGGCACAACAGCACAGAGACUCCACUCUGGAUCAUCACUGGAAUCUCUGGAAGAAAACCUAUGGGAAACAAUACAAGGAACAGAAUGAGGAAGUAGCACGGCGUCUCAUCUGGGAAAAGAAUCUAAAAACUGUGAUGCUUCACAAUCUGGAGCAUUCAAUGGGAAUGCAUUCAUAUGAUCUAGGCAUGAACCACCUGGGAGACAUGACCAGUGAAGAAGUGAUAACUUUGAUGAGUUCCCUGAGAGUUCCCAGCCAAUGGCAGAGAAAUGUCACUUACAAGUCAAACCCUAAUCAGAAAUUGCCUGAUUCUCUGGACUGGAGAGAGAAGGGUUGUGUUACUGAAGUGAAAUACCAGGGUUCCUGUGGUGCUUGUUGGGCUUUCAGUGCUGUGGGAGCCCUGGAAGCACAAGUGAAGCUGAAAACAGGAAAGCUGGUGUCUCUGAGUGCACAGAACCUGGUGGAUUGCUCAAAUGAAAAAUAUGGGAAUAAAGGCUGCAAUGGUGGCUUCAUGACAGAGGCUUUCCAAUAUAUCAUUGAUAACAACGGCAUCGAUUCAGACGCUUCCUAUCCCUACAAAGCCAUGGAUGAAAAGUGCCAGUAUGAUGCAAAAAAUCGAGCUGCCACGUGUUCAAGAUAUAUUGAACUUCCCUUCGGCAGUGAAGAUGCCUUAAAAGAAGCUGUGGCCAACAAAGGACCUGUGUCUGUUGCUAUAGAUGCACGCCAUUCUUCUUUCUUCCUCUACAGAAGUGGUGUCUACUAUGACCCCUUGUGUACUCAGGCUGUGAAUCAUGGUGUACUGGUGAUUGGCUAUGGUAACCUUAACGGGAGAGACUACUGGCUUGUGAAAAACAGCUGGGGCCUCAACUUUGGUGAACAAGGAUAUAUACGGAUGGCAAGAAAUAUUGGAAAUCACUGUGGGAUUGCUAGUUAUCCCUCUUACCCGGAAAUCUAGAGGACCUCUUUGUUUUAUAACAAUUCAAGAAAGAAGAAACACUUUCUCACAAUUUAUUUUUACCUGCUGUAACCAGUAGAAAUGUGUGUCAUGAUCAAUGUAUACUUACUGUACUAACAGAAAAUAUAGUUUGAUUCAUCUACUUUUUUAACUUUGCAAAUCUUGGGGAAAAGUUUGCUAAGUAAAUUAAUAAUGUACUAUAGAUAUAACUAUGAAAAUUGGUCAACCUGAGAUAAUCUGUCAUGUUUGUCAUUGUCUUAUUUUAUUUGUCCUUUUAAGUCCCCUGAUAUCCUGCUG
This is a messenger RNA of Balaenoptera ricei (Rice's whale), 1573 nucleotides long. It is a transcript of the gene CTSS, whose product is annotated as cathepsin S. The transcript has 9 exons. Bases 281 to 1276 code for a protein of 331 amino acids. Gene Ontology annotation, cellular component: lysosome. The record is from RefSeq and is a predicted model, not a curated record. Gene Ontology annotation, biological process: immune response. Gene Ontology annotation, molecular function: cysteine-type endopeptidase activity. Lineage: Eukaryota; Metazoa; Chordata; Mammalia; Artiodactyla; Balaenopteridae.